Pecten maximus is the source of this 2154-nucleotide messenger RNA. Its product is annotated as IQ calmodulin-binding motif-containing protein 1-like. The record is from RefSeq and is a predicted model, not a curated record. Gene Ontology annotation, molecular function: calmodulin binding. Lineage: Eukaryota; Metazoa; Mollusca; Bivalvia; Pectinida; Pectinidae. Gene Ontology annotation, cellular component: cilium. Gene Ontology annotation, biological process: cilium assembly. Bases 85 to 1857 code for a protein of 590 amino acids. The transcript has 14 exons.
AUAGAUUUAGAUCAAGCGCCUUCGCGGUUGUAAACAAAAAUGUCGCUUUUGCCAUAGGAAUUAGUCUUGUAUCCAAAUUCCAAUAUGUCGAGGUACGCAAGUCCCGAUCGGGACAAGCGUGUCCUUAAUCUAGCCGGAGAAAUAGCAGAUACGAAAGAUAGGCGUGUUCCAAUUCUUUUAAUGAAUCUAAAAGGAAUUUUAAGUUCUGUUCCUGUUGGCUCAAAAGAAGCGAUAAAGUUGAGGCAUGAGAUAUGGGACUACAACCUGCUUCAUGUCCUUCUUCUUGUAUUGAAACAAGACUUCAGCAUUGUAGAUGGUGACUGGCAGACAGCAGCAGCCUUGGCUGCUAUCCUCAGCCAAGUGUGUGCUGGUAUGGUGCUCAAGGGAAAAGACAGAAACAAAUUUGAGACAGAGAGUCUUCCUGAGGCAAUCAACAACCUGUUCCUUCUAGCACGAAGAAUACAGACUAGAUACUCCAAAUUACCUAAUGUGACGGGAAUACAGAAAGAUCGGCAGCGGCUAAUGGUGUGUUACAGGGGAGUGUUGGAAUCAAUUACCUAUAUAGCAUCUGGUCACGUCUUCAUCUGUAGAAAUGUGAUCGAGUCACCUUGGUUACUGCAGCUGUUGAUAUCAGAUGAUGCUGAUACUGUAGCUGGUGUGAUGGAUCUACUUCCAAAAAUUCUUAGGGUCAAUCGGAAACUGCUGAAGGAGCUGGACACUAAGUUGGUCAAUAGUAUUAUGGAUGAAUUGGUGUACAAGUUAUCGGUCAACAACGAAGUUCAAAUUGGAGCAGCGGCAACCAAGUGUGUGUUGAGAAUAUGUGACUUUUACAAGCCUAUGGUGGAUACACUUUGUACAAGAUACAAGGGAGUUAGACCACUUCUUGGUAAGUGGGAGGGACGAGGGUUUGGCAAGGAUCUCAAAGACCUCAACAUGUUACUGCAGGCAGGCAAUGCUCAGAUGGCAGAGUUAGAGCAAUUUACUAGAGCAGCAAUUCUAAUCCAGACAAGAUGGCGUGGCUUCAUUACAAGAGUGAAGUUACAGCGAGCCGAUAAGGCAUUCACGAAAUUCCAAAGAACAUACAGGAAAAAGAAAACCGUGAUGGAGAAACGAAAGGAGCAAGCGAAGGAAGCAUUGGAGCUUCAGCGGCAGCUAAAGCUGAAUCGUCAAAGAAUCAUGAGGGACUUCAAGGAAAAACAGCUCCAAUCCAUAGAAAUACUUCCUGCUGCCAAGGUAGAGGGCUACCUACAGAAGGAAGAAACUCAGGCUGCAGUGACAAUACAGAGGUUGUGGCGUGGUCAUCAUGUACGAAAAUCCAACCAGCAGCGGACAGACAUGGGCAGACAGGUCAAAGCUGCUAUCAAGAUACAGCAGGCGGUUAAAAUAUGGCUUGAAAGAUUGGAAAAUAGAAAGAAAAAGGCUCGUGCAGAACUAAAGCCACCAGGGUUGAAUGAACUGAGAAGAGUGGAACUACAGAAGGAAAUACGUGCCUACAGGGAGGAAAAUCCUGCUCGUUACUGCCAGAAAGAUGAUUUAGAGAUGAUUCACAACAAAGCUUCCGAGAUGUUGGCUAGGUAUUAUAUGACAGCACGCCCUAACAGGGAGAAACAGACUCACAGAGAGGCUUUGAUUGGCCGAAUAGACAGAGACUCAGAACUUCUCUCGUUGGCUCCUGGCUUUGACCAGGUGAUAGACAAAGACGUGGAAAUGUUCUCAAGUCGGUCAGUCCCAGUGUCAAUGAAGGCAAAGACUGACCACAUGGCUCAGAUGGAGAUCUUACGCAAACCCUGGUACAAAAAACUAGUUGACCAGUACAUGGACAGAGAGUAUGAGGAAGAGGACCCUAUACUUUUCUAACUAGACUUCAGUAGUGCUUUACCUCAUCAGCAAGUCAGCAUCCUACAUUAUGUGUCGGGAUUUAUUCCUGAUUUCACAAGUCGUUGAGUAUUUCAAGAAACUAUGACGAAGGAAAAUAUUGCUCAUUUAGAAGAGGAGAAUCAAGUGGCGAGUUUUAUUAACAUUCAUCAUCAAAAUCUGCCUCAUUUGUCCCAUGUGUUAAUGAUACCACCACAACAGUUAUACUCACAAAGAAAAAAAAAAGAGAUUUACUUGCAGUUUGUAAGGAUUUAUCUUAGAUAUAGAAGAUGAAGCAAA